AUGGCAAACCAGAAGGCGACAUGGACAUGGGAUGAAGAGAGGAUGUUUCAGAUUGCUUUAUCAACCUAUGUAGAAGGAACACCUAAUAGAUGGAAAGAGAUUGCAAAGUUAAUUCCUGGAAAAUCAGCCAAGGAUGUGAAGGAACAUUAUCCUAUUUUGAAGGCCAAUAUAGAAGCCAUGGAAAGUAGCUUUACUCAAUUGCAAACCAACACAAAUAACGAUGCUUCGUCUUCGCAGCGUAGAGAAGAGAAUGAAGAAGUGGGCUCAAUUUGGGAUUUGGAUGAAUUGCCUCCCCUAACAGUAAUGGCAUUCUGUGUGGCAGUGAGAACUGAGAAGUGUGACAUUUUUGUGGCAAUUGUUAUAUGGUCUCACUUUUGA
This is a messenger RNA of Ipomoea triloba (trilobed morning glory), 378 nucleotides long. Its product is annotated as protein RADIALIS-like 3. Gene Ontology annotation, molecular function: DNA-binding transcription factor activity. NCBI's taxonomy places the organism in Eukaryota, Viridiplantae, Streptophyta, Magnoliopsida, Solanales, Convolvulaceae. The record is from RefSeq and is a predicted model, not a curated record. The transcript is spliced from 2 exons. The coding region runs from base 1 to 378 and encodes 125 amino acids.